Molecule: messenger RNA, 1730 nt
Organism: Raphanus sativus (radish)
Lineage: Eukaryota; Viridiplantae; Streptophyta; Magnoliopsida; Brassicales; Brassicaceae
Product: phospholipase D delta-like
Exons: 9
Coding region: 1-1617 (538 amino acids)
Biological process (GO): phospholipid catabolic process
Cellular component (GO): plasma membrane
Molecular function (GO): D-type glycerophospholipase activity
Source: RefSeq, a predicted model, not a curated record
AUGGAGUUUCUGCAAGGAGUUAUGGGGACACAUGAUGAAGAGACUAGAAAGUUUUUCAAGAAUUCUUCUGUGAAAUGUAUACUGUCACCUCGUUAUGCCAGCAAUAAGCUUGGAUUGGUCAAACAAAAGGUAGUUGGCACUCUCUUCACGCACCAUCAGAAGUGUGUUCUUGUAGACACUCAGACUGCUGGUAGUAAUCGCAAAGUCACAGCUUUUAUUGGUGGGAUCGAUCUUUGUGACGGCCGCUAUGACACACCUGAGCACCGGAUAUUACACGAUCUUGACACUGUAUUUAAGGACGAUUUUCACAAUCCUACAUUUCCAAGUGGUACCAUGGCUCCAAGACAACCUUGGCACGAUAUGCAUUGUAGGAUAGAUGGGCCUGCGGCAUAUGAUGUUCUCAUAAAUUUUGAGCAACGGUGGAGAAAAGCGACACGAUGGAAAGAUCUCUGGCUAGAUGAUUCUUUGUUACGGAUAGGACGUAUAUCAUGGAUACUAAAUCCAGAGUUUAAAUAUCAGAUAGAUGGUACUUUACAUGUUCCAGAGGACGAUCCAGUUGUUUAUGUUUCUAAUGAAGAUGAUCCUGAGAACUGGCAUGUUCAGGUGUUCCGUUCUAUCGACUCAGGAUCCGUGAAAGGAUUUCCAAAAUAUGUAGAUGAGGCUGAGGCCCUGCAUCUAGAUUAUGACAAGCGUCUAGUAGUUGAUAAAAGCAUCCAGACUGCGUACAUCCAGAUAAUCAGAUCUGCUCAGCAUUUCAUAUAUAUCGAGAACCAGUAUUUUAUUGGUUCUUCUUAUGAUUGGCCUGAUUAUAACGAUGCAGGAGCUGACAAUCUUAUUCCUAUGGAGUUAGCACUAAAGAUUACUAGUAAAAUUAGAGCUAAAGAAAGAUUUGCUGUCUAUGUCGUCAUACCAAUGUGGCCUGAAGGCGACCCAAAGUCUGGACCUAUGCAAGAAAUUUUAUAUUGGCAGAGCCAAACUAUGCAGAUGAUGUAUUAUGUUAUAGCACGAGAACUGAAGUCGGUCCAGUCAAAUGCGCAUCCUCUAGACUACCUUAACUUUUACUGCCUUGGUAAACGAGAGCAACUUCCAGAUGGUAUGCCAUCCACCAGCGGCAGUGCGGUAUCUGAUUCUUAUAAGUUCCAGCGUUUCAUGAUCUAUGUGCAUGCAAAGGGGAUGAUAGUAGAUGAUGAAUAUGUACUUAUGGGAUCUGCUAAUAUCAACCAAAGAUCUAUGGCCGGCACGAAAGAUACCGAGAUAGCCAUGGGUGCAUAUCAACCCCAUCAUACAUGGACUAACAAGGGAAAACACCCACGUGGCCAGGUGUACGGGUAUAGGAUGUCCUUGUGGGCAGAGCAUUUAGGCAAAACUGGAUAUGAGUUUGUGGAGCCUGCUGAUCUAGAAUGUGUCAAGAACGUGAAUGAAAUCGCUGAAGGGAACUGGAGAAAGUUCAUAGAUUCGGAGUUCUCAGAGUUGCAAGGCCACUUGAUUAAGUAUCCUCUGCAUGUAGACAUUGAUGGUAAUGUAAUCCCUCUUCCAGAUUAUGACAGUUUCCCAGAUGUUGGUGGUAAGAUCAUUGGACAUGAUUCCAAGGCUAUCCCUGAUACUCUAACCACGUAAUGUUUAAUGGCUAAUGUUAAAGUGAAAGUGUUGUACAUUGUAACUGUGUUUAUUUAUAUUCUAUUGUGAUUUUUUGUCAAACUGUUUUUUCUUUGGGGUUUCAAAAACUAAAA